AUGGCCACGCUCUGUACACCCAUCGUCGGUUUCGCGGUCGGCGCGCGCGCGCAGACCCGGACGCGCGUCGCCUCCCGCAGCCUCAGCCUGCGCGGUAGCCUCGCGGGCACCGCCCUCGCCGGCACCGCGUCCCGUCAGCAGGCCAACCGCCGCGGAUCCCUCUGCGUCGUCGCGGGAAAGAAGGACAAGCGCAAGGCCGGUGGCGGUGGCGGUGGCGCGAAGACCGCCGGCGGUGGCGCGAAGACCGGAGGCAACCAAGGCCACAAAUCCCCGGGAAAGGUCAAGGAGGGUUCCGCCUACCAGACCGAGACCCGCAAGAUCAUCCUCUCCCUCUCCAAGGUCCGCAAGGUCACCCCAACCGGGAAGGAGCUCAUCAAGAACAUCAACCUCGGGAUGUACCUCGGCGCCAAGAUUGGCAUCUUGGGCGCCAACGGCGCGGGUAAGUCCACCCUGAUGAAGAUCCUCGCGGGCGUGGACAAGGAGUUCGACGGCGAGAUCUAUCUCGACGACGGCAUCAAGGUCGGGUACCUGCCCCAGGAACCCCCCCUGGACGACGGCGAGACGGUGAUGGAGAACAUCGAGGUGGGCGUCGCGUCGGUGAAGAAGGACAUCGACGAGUACAACCAGAUCGCGAUGGACAUGACCAACCCGGACUGCGACAUGGACAAGCUGAUGGCCCGCAUGGACGCGCUGCAGACCAAGCUCGACGCCACCAACGCGUGGGAGAUCGACAGGACCGUGGAGCGCGCGAUGGACGCCCUUCGAUGCCCCCCGGGUGACGCGCUCGUGAAGAACCUCUCCGGGGGCGAGCGCCGACGCGUCGCCAUCUGCCGUUUGCUCCUCGCGCAGCCCGACAUCCUGCUCCUGGACGAGCCCACGAACCACCUGGACGCGGAGAGCGUGGCGUGGCUCGAGAAGUUCCUCGCCACGUUCCCGGGCACCGUCGUCGCGAUCACGCACGACCGCUACUUCCUGGACAACGUCGCGGGGUGGAUCCUCGAGCUCGACCGCGGCGAGGGCAUCCCGUUCGAGGGCAACUACAGCGCCUGGUUGGAGUCCAAGUCCAAGCGGCUGGAAUCCGAGCAGAAGAAGCAGGACGCGCUGUCGCGAACGAUCAACCAGGAGCUGGAGUGGGUGAGAAAGAACGCCAAGGGCCAACAGAAGAAGGGUAAGGCUCGCCUUCGAGCGUACGAGGAACUCUGCGACGAGGCUAACAAGUUCACCGCGCGAGCGGACCUCGACAGCAUCACGAUCCCCGCCGCCCCACGCCUCGGCGACGUCGUCGUGGACGUGAAGGGCGUGUCCAAGGGGUACGAGGGCCGCGGCCUGCUCAUCGACGGACUCGAUUGCGCGAUACCGCCCGGCGCCGUCGUCGGCAUCGUCGGCGCCAACGGCGCCGGCAAGACGACGCUGUUCAAGAUGAUCACCGGAAUCGACGAGCCCGACAAGGGCGAGGUGGUCGUGGGCGAGACGGUCAAGCUGAUGUACGUGGACCAGAGCCGCGAUUCGCUGAACGACGACAAGACGGUCUUCGAGGAGCUCUCCGGCGGCGCGGAGGAGAUCUCGCUCGGUUCUCGAACCGUCAACGCGAGGGCGUACUGCAGCUGGUACAACUUCAAGAGUGCCGAUCAGCAGAAGAAGGUCGGGCAGCUCUCCGGCGGCGAGCGCAAUCGACUGCAGCUCGCCAAGACGCUCACGUCGGGGGGUAACGUCCUGAUGCUCGACGAGCCCACGAACGACCUCGACGUGACGACGCUGAGGGCGCUGGAAGAGGCCAUCACGUCUUGGAACGGCGUCACCAUGUGCAUCAGCCACGACAGGUGGUUCCUGAACAAGAUAUGCACGCACAUCAUGGCGUACGAGGGGGACUCGCAGGUGACGUUCUUCCAGGGAUCGUAUGACGAGUACGAGGAGCACAGGAAGGAGCGCAUGGGGGGCGGCGAGCCGACCAGGAUCAAGUACAGGCCAAUGCCCGCCAUGGCGUGAUGAAUUUAGUUAACCAUGAAUACCGCGUAAUACCGCGUAAAUAUUAAACUGCACAUCCACUUG
Messenger RNA from Micromonas commoda, 2049 nucleotides. RefSeq names its product ATP-binding cassette superfamily. Gene Ontology annotation, biological process: negative regulation of translational elongation. Gene Ontology annotation, molecular function: ATP binding; ATP hydrolysis activity. NCBI's taxonomy places the organism in Eukaryota, Viridiplantae, Chlorophyta, Mamiellophyceae, Mamiellales, Mamiellaceae. Bases 1 to 1986 code for a protein of 661 amino acids. The transcript has 2 exons. The record is from RefSeq and is a predicted model, not a curated record.